ACUCCCACCCUUAAUUCUCAUAUUAGUUCUCUGAUCACUACCAUGCGUACACAGCAACCAUCUAUUCCUCCUCCUCUUCCCAAAUACUUGAAAGAAGAUGAAGUGACCCAAGAAUGCAGAAACUUCAUAUCCUCCUUACCCAGAGAGAAAGGCUGGGUUGCAAAUGACCUCCAUCAGUACCAAGGUUGUUGGAUCAAUACUAGGUACAUGCAAGGUGUUCUAUCAUUCCAAAAACACUUCCAAGCUCAUGACACUGAUAUCAUCCUCGUUACCACUCCCAAAGCCGGCACCACUUGGUUGAAAGCUCUCUUGUUUUCCUUGGUGAACCGUGUGCACAAUCCCAACCCUCAAAAACACCACCCUCUCCUCACGAAUAAUCCUCAUGUUCUUGUACCCUUCUUGGAUAUCAAUCUCUACACUGAAAACCAAGUCCCAGACCUCACUUCCUUUGCCUCUCCAAGGCUCUUUUCAACUCAUUUACCUUAUGUGUCACUACCAAUGUCUACAAAGGACUCGGCUUGCAAGAUUGUGUAUUUGAGUAGGAACCCUAAGGACACUUUUGUGUCACUUUGGCACUUCACAAACAGCUUGAGAUCACCAGCAAGUAUAGGCCCCAAUUCACUUCAAGAGGCUUUUGAUAAGUUUUGUAGGGGAGUGAGUUUGUAUGGGCCUUAUUGGGACCAUGUUUUGGGCUAUUGGAAGGAAAGCUUAGAAAACCCUGAAAGGGUACUUUUUUUUAAGUUUGAAGAAAUGAAAGAGCAGCCCACUGCCCAUUUGAGGAAACUAGCUGAGUUCUUGGGCUGUCCUUUAUCCCCAGAAGAAGAGGCAAAAGGUGUAGGGGAUGAUAUCCUAAGGUUGUGUAGUUUUGACAAUUUGAGCAACUUGGAGGUGAAUAGAAGUGGAAAAUUGUCAUCUGGGGAGGAGAAUAGCAAAUUUUUUCGGCGAGGCGAGGUUGGAGACUGGGUGAACCAUUUGACAAAUGAGAUGAUUGAAAAAUUAGACCGUAUCACCCAAGAGAAGUUUCAUGGUACAGAAUUGAAAUUCUAGAUCUUCAAGUUUCGUAUCAUCAUUUAUUGUUUAUCAUCAACUUGUAUGUUUGACAGUUAGUUGCAUUUCUUUUUUCGCUAAGUAGCUGGUUGCACUUCGAUAUUUGUCAAUUUUUCAUUUGCUGAUAGUAAUAAAAUUGUGUU
Molecule: messenger RNA, 1190 nt
Organism: Quercus lobata
Lineage: Eukaryota; Viridiplantae; Streptophyta; Magnoliopsida; Fagales; Fagaceae
Product: cytosolic sulfotransferase 5-like
Exons: 1
Coding region: 43-1047 (334 amino acids)
Molecular function (GO): sulfotransferase activity
Source: RefSeq, a predicted model, not a curated record